UAUCGACACCUUAUCAUUCUUAAUGGUGUAAUCUCUGUCGGACACGUAUGAUAAAUAUAUUAUUGUACAUACUCGUGGAGUGGGUAAUUUUAUAAAUAAGUUUAAGUGCGCUCAGAAAUCUUUUCUGUUUCUAAAAUUAUCGCCCGUCAAGACGACCAGAACAUUCCUACACAAAACGCGUCGUUUCAAGUUAAUAAAAAUCGUUAAAUUGCGAUCGUACAGAUAAUAAUAAAUAAAGUUUGUCCUUGUAUAAAGUGAAGUUAUUCAAUUAUAUGUGCUUACCUAUUACUAUUUAUUAAUAUUAGUAAGGGAAGAAAUGCCAGAAACCAUAAAAGUUAUUAUACUAGACGACGAUCAUGACAACUGGCAUCACUAUAGUGACUUUGAAGAUUCAUACGAAGGUGAUGAGGUCGCUUUGAAAAAGAAGAAACGUUAUUGUAGCAAAGAGGUCAAUGGAAAAUGUCUAUUACCUCAUAUACGGUAUCCAGAUGGGUCAGUCAAACUUAGAAAUCCAAAUAUUGAGCUCAUGGACCAGGACAUCCUUUACCAUUUGGCUUUGGGAAGUGGGUCGCAUGAUCUCGUCGAGAUGUUUGGUGACAUAAAGUUUGUUUGUAUGGGUGGCACCCCAAAACGUAUGGAACAAUUUGCGUAUUUUAUAAUGGAAGAAAUUGGCCACAAGUUGCCUACUGGAACAACAUUAUUAGACAUAAGCCAAUAUUCAUAUCGUUAUAGUAUGUUCAAAGUCGGACCUGUACUGGCCGUUAGUCACGGAAUGGGGGAACCCUCUUUAUCAAUUCUUUUACACGAAAUAUUUAAACUUCUGCAUUACGCUAAAGUGCAAGAUCCGAUAUUCUUCCGAUUGGGAACUUCAGGUGGUUUGGGGGUGGAUCCCGGAACAGUGGUUGUAGCAAAAAAGGCUGUAAACGGAUAUUUACAAGAGCACUAUUCUUUGGCGAUUUUGGGAAAACCGACUGAAAGGCCAGCAGUUAUCCACUCUGAAUUAGCUGACGAUUUAAUAGAAAUCGCAAAAGAACUGGAAUAUCCUGUUACACCAGGAGUAACCAUGUCUGCGUUAGAUUUUUAUGAAGGACAAGGAAGACGUGACGGGGCUUUUUGCGAGUACACAGAAGAAGAAAAACUUGAAUUUUUACGAAAAGCUUACUCGAUAGGAGUCCGCAAUAUUGAAAUGGAAGCGGCAGCUUUUGCUGCUCUCACCUACAAGGCUGGAAUCAAGGCUGGAGUAAUUAAUGCCACUUUCCUGGAUCGCCUUGUAGAUGAUCAAGUGAGAACUGAUAGGGAACAACUUAGCGAAUGGGAGGCACGACCGCAGAAAAUAGUUGCUUUAUAUAUUAAAAAGUUUUUAGANUAA
Molecule: messenger RNA, 1369 nt
Organism: Agrilus planipennis (emerald ash borer)
Lineage: Eukaryota; Metazoa; Arthropoda; Insecta; Coleoptera; Buprestidae
Product: uridine phosphorylase 1-like
Exons: 7
Coding region: 317-1369 (350 amino acids)
Biological process (GO): nucleotide catabolic process; uridine catabolic process
Cellular component (GO): cytoplasm; cytosol
Molecular function (GO): uridine phosphorylase activity
Source: RefSeq, a predicted model, not a curated record